Messenger RNA from Empidonax traillii (willow flycatcher), 492 nucleotides. RefSeq names its product calcium/calmodulin-dependent 3',5'-cyclic nucleotide phosphodiesterase 1B-like. The record is from RefSeq and is a predicted model, not a curated record. The annotation marks the transcript as partial. The transcript is spliced from 4 exons. Lineage: Eukaryota; Metazoa; Chordata; Aves; Passeriformes; Tyrannidae. Gene Ontology annotation, molecular function: 3',5'-cyclic-nucleotide phosphodiesterase activity. Gene Ontology annotation, biological process: signal transduction.
GCUUCAUCGACUUCAUCGUGGAGCCCACCUUCUCGGUGCUGAGCGACGUGGCCGAGAAGAUGCUGACGCCGCUGGCCGAGGACGGCGCCAAGGCCAACAAGGGCAACAACCCCUCUGCCCCCCAGCAGGCCAGCUCCCAGUGGAGGCAGCAGUCCCUGGACGAGCAGCUGGAGCUCGGGGACGUCAAGGCCGACCUGGCCUCGUUCCGCUCCACCUGGACCAGGCACAUCCAGGAGAACAAGCAGAAGUGGAAGGAGAGGGCGGCCAGCGGCAUCACCAACCAGGCGUCCAUCGAGGAGCUGUCGCCGUGUGAGGACCCCCCGGCCCCCCCCCACAGGGAGAACGGGGACGUGGAAUAACCCCGGGAGGAGCGAGGUCCUGGUCCAGCUGAGUGGCACCGUCUCGUCCCGAGUCUUCGACGUCAUCGAGUUCAGCACCAUCUGCAGGGCAGGAGCCCCCCCCGGGGGUGGGCAGGGGGUGGGCAGGGACCGG